AUGCCAUUUGGCCAAAUUGUGAUUGGACCUCCAGGGUCUGGUAAAUCAACGUACUGUCAUGGUUGUUCCCAGUUUUUCAAUGCAAUCGGAAGACAUGUUCAAGUGAUAAAUAUGGAUCCAGCCAACCAUCGGCUCCCGUAUCCGUGUUCGGUCGAUAUUAGAGACUAUAUCACGCUAGAAGAGAUUAUGUCAGAACAGCAUUUGGGUCCGAAUGGUGGGUUAAUGUAUGCGAUAGAGUCUUUAAAUGAGUCGAUCGAUUUGUUCAUAUUGCAGAUCAAAUCGUUAGUACAAGAGGAGAAAGCAUACCUAGUCUUUGACUGUCCCGGGCAAGUCGAAUUAUUCACACACAAUUCGGCGUUGUUCAAGAUUUUCAAACGACUAGAGAAGGAUUUGGAUAUCAGGCUAUGUGUUGUGAAUUUGAUCGAUUGUAUUUACAUUACUUCUCCCUCGCAGUACGUUUCGAUCCUUCUACUUGCACUAAGAUCGAUGCUAAUGAUGGAUCUUCCACACAUCAAUGUCUUCUCAAAGAUCGAUAUGCUAAAGGGAUACGGAGAGUUGCCUUUCAGAUUGGAUUACUUCACGGAGGUCCAAGAAUUGGAAUAUCUAAAUCCACUUAUUGAGAAGGAAGGGUCGGGUGUAUUAGGGAGAAAAUACUCAAGGCUCACUGAAACCAUCGGUGAAAUGGUCUCUGAUUUCAAUUUAGUUUCUUUCGAGGUCCUUGCCAUUGAUGACAAACAAUCGAUGAUCAAUUUACAAAGUGUUAUAGAUAAAGCGAACGGAUACAUAUUUGGUUCGAGCGAAAUAGGAGGAGAUACAGUAUGGGCAGAAGCUAGUAGACAAGGCGCAGCCAUGGUCAACUACGACGUUCAUGAUAGAUGGAUCGAAAAUAAAGAGACGUAUGAUAAACUAGAAAAGGAAGCACGUGACCAGCAGCUCAAAGAAAGGGAAAUGCAAGCAAAAGAGAUCGACGUCAACGAAGACGACGAAUGGGAAUCGGCGCUCAGGGAAUGGGAAGAAAAACAAGGCACCAACUAUGUUAGGUAA
This is a messenger RNA of Kluyveromyces lactis, 1044 nucleotides long. RefSeq names its product GTPase GPN2 (gene GPN2). Bases 1 to 1044 code for a protein of 347 amino acids. The transcript has a single exon. The record is from RefSeq and is a predicted model, not a curated record. Lineage: Eukaryota; Fungi; Ascomycota; Saccharomycetes; Saccharomycetales; Saccharomycetaceae. Gene Ontology annotation, cellular component: cytoplasm. Gene Ontology annotation, molecular function: GTPase activity.